Messenger RNA from Aureobasidium namibiae CBS 147.97, 762 nucleotides. Its product is annotated as NAD(P)-binding protein. Gene Ontology annotation, molecular function: oxidoreductase activity. The record is from RefSeq and is a predicted model, not a curated record. The transcript is spliced from 3 exons. The coding region runs from base 1 to 762 and encodes 253 amino acids. Lineage: Eukaryota; Fungi; Ascomycota; Dothideomycetes; Dothideales; Saccotheciaceae.
AUGGCCGCACAGAAAGUUGCCCUAAUCACAGCCGGUACAGCAGGUCUCGGUGCUGCCAUUGCCCGUGUGCUAGCACCAGACUUUCGAGUAGUAAUCAACUACGCAAACAACAGCUCCCGCGCCGAAGACGUCCUCAAAGAACUCAAUGCCAUCCCCAGCACCGUGUCCUCUACAGCAUCCCCCCGCUUCCACGCCAUAAAAGCAGACAUCGGCAACCGCGACGCCAUAAACUCUCUCGUCCAAGAAACCCUCUCCACCAUGGGCCGCCUCGACGUCGUAAUCUCCAACGCAGGCUACACGCGCCUCACAAACUUUAUGAACUUUGACGAACAACAUUUCGACGAAGACUGGGAUAAAUGUUUUCUCUACAAUGUAAAAGCACACAUGUGGUUGGCUUAUGCUUGCCGUGAGCACCUUGAUGCCACGGCAGGUGCGUUUAUAACCACAGCUAGUAUCGCUGGUGUCAAGCCUAGUGGGAGUUCAUUGCCGUAUGCGGUUACCAAAGCCGCGAGUAUACAUUUGACUAAGUGUUUGGCGAAUAUUUGUGCGCCCAAGAUCAGGUUUAAUUCGGUGGCUCCCGGGUUGAUGUUGACGGAGUGGGGGUUGAAGUUUUCGGAGCAGAAGAGGGAAGCGCAUAAGAAUGGGACGAAGUUGAAGAGGUUGCCUGAGGUUGAUGAUGUGGCGGACCAAGUACGAGCAAUUGCUUUGUCGAGGAGUAUGACGGGACAGAAUGUCAUCAUUGAUUGUGGGCUGACGAGCUGA